Messenger RNA from Corylus avellana, 3132 nucleotides. It is a transcript of the gene UBP8, whose product is annotated as ubiquitin-specific protease 8. Gene Ontology annotation, biological process: protein deubiquitination. NCBI's taxonomy places the organism in Eukaryota, Viridiplantae, Streptophyta, Magnoliopsida, Fagales, Betulaceae. The record is from RefSeq and is a predicted model, not a curated record. Gene Ontology annotation, molecular function: cysteine-type deubiquitinase activity.
UUUUUUUCCCUCCUUGAAUCCUCUUCACAGAAAAGCUCCACCAGUUUCUCUCUGCAAAUCUGCCAUUCUGUCUCUCUCUGAAAUGAUCUGCAUUUUCCAAAUCCAUUUCUGAACCUCUAUUUCUCUCUCUACAAUGGACGGUCUCCCCGAAGAUCUCUCCGAUUCCACUCAGCGACCCGACUCGGACAAUGACCAGCGACUCUACUUCGUCCCGUACAGGUGGUGGAAGGAUGCGCAAGAUUCAAUGUCGGGGGAUUCGGGUUCGAAGAAAGCGGUCGUGUACUCGGCUUCGCCGGGUUCCUCAUAUGCGGGUCCUAUGAAACUCAUCAACAACAUAUUCAGCUUGGAUCUUGUUUUCAAUCUGAGAAGAGAGGAGGAUUCAGAGCAGAGGGAAAAUGGUGAAGUAGGUGUCUCUGGACGGGACUAUGCCUUGGUCCCUGGCGAAAUGUGGGUGCAGGCACUCAGAUGGCAUAGUGAUUCUAAAGUUGCAACAAAAAAUGGUAAGAGCUUUUCAGCGGCAGAAGAUAUUUCGGAUGUCUAUCCUCUAAAACUACGACUUUCAGUUCUGCGGGAAAUGAAUUCAUUAGGAGUAAGAAUAUGUAAAAAGGAGAAUGCAGGUGAGCUCUUCAAAAGAGCCUGCAAAAUCUUCAGCAUAGAGUCUGAACUGUUACGCAUCUGGGACUUCUCUGGGCAGACAACCCUGUUUUUUACGAAUGAAAAAAAUAAGUUUCUCAAAGAUUGUCAACGGCAUUCAGAUCAUGAUAUUGUACUGGAAUUGCAAGUUUAUGGGUUGUCAGAUUCUGUGAAGUACAAGGAUGUGAAAAAAGACGAGAGUUCACAGAAUCCUGGUCUGGCAAAUUCAUCUUCCAGCCCUUCAGUGAAUGGUAGCAUGGGCAAUAUGAACUGUAAUUUCAGUCGUACAAAUUCUGCCGAAGCUGGUUCUUUGGGAUUGACUGGAUUGCAAAAUCUUGGAAAUACUUGUUUCAUGAAUAGUGCUCUCCAGUGCUUAGCCCACACGCCAAAGCUUGUUGAUUAUUUUCUUGGAGAUUAUGGUAGAGAAAUAAAUCACAAAAACCCAUUGGGCAUGGAUGGGGAGAUUGCUUUAGCUUUUGGAGAUCUGCUAAGGAAGUUGUGGGCUCCUGGAGCAUCUCCAGUGGCACCAAGAUUGUUUAAGUCAAAGCUAGCUCGAUUUGCUCCUCAAUUUAGCGGCUAUAAUCAGCACGAUUCCCAAGAACUCCUUGCUUUUUUGUUGGAUGGGCUCCAUGAAGAUCUCAAUCGUGUAAAAUGCAAGCCUUAUGUAGAAGCCAAGGAUGGGGAUGGUCGACCGGAUGGUGAAGUUGCUGAUGAAUAUUGGCAGAAUCAUUUGGCUCGCAAUGAUUCUAUAAUUGUUGAUGUGUGCCAAGGUCAAUAUAAAUCAACAUUAGUUUGUCCCGUUUGCAAAAAGGUCUCUAAAACAUUUGAUCCAUUCAUGUACCUAUCCUUACCUUUACCUUCAACAACAAUGCGGACGAUGACGUUAACAGUUUUGAAUACCAGUGGGAAUACUGAGCCAUCUCCUUAUACCAUUACUGUGCCAAAAUAUGGGAAAUGUGAUGAUCUUCUCCAGGCUCUAGGAAUUGCAUGCUCUUUAGGGGCUGAUGAGACUUUAUUGGUGGCUGAGAUAUACAACAGCCGGAUUAUCCGUUAUCUUGAGGAACGAGCUGAUUCAUUAUCCUUAAUUAGAGAUGAUGACCGACUAGUAGCCUACCGGUUAGCAAAAGAUACAGAGAAAGUCCCUUUGGUUGAAUUCAUGCAUCAGCGGAUGGAGGAGCAGAACAUCCAUGGGAAACUGAUUUCAAGUUGGAAGGCGUUUGGAGUUCCACUUGUAGCAAGGCUUUGUGAAUCUGUUAAUGGAUCUGAUAUCUACAAUCUGUAUCUAAAAUUGCUUAAUCCAUUUCGAAUACCUGCUGAAGAUGCCACAGAAGAUUAUCAUAUCUCGGAGGGCACUACAACUGAAGAAGUUACAGGAAUAGAGGGUGCAAAAAGUCCUUUUGUAGUUGGAGAUGUGGACCCCUCUAAAGCGAAUGGGAUUGUCUCAGCCUCAGAUGCCGAACUGCAGUUUUAUUUAACAGAUGAGAAGGGAAUCAUCAAGCACUCCAAGCUAGUAAUGAAUGAGCCGGUGGCAGUGAUGGGAGUGUCCAGGCGGUUGCAUGUGCUUGUAUGUUGGCCAGAAACACAGAUUGAACAUUACAAUACACACCUUCUUAGCUCAUUACCUGAGGUUUUCAAGUCUGGGUUCUAUGCAAAAAGACCCCAAGAGUCUGUUUCUCUUUACAAGUGCCUAGAAGCAUUCUUGCAGGAGGAGCCUCUUGGACCAGAAGACAUGUGGUACUGUCCUGGCUGCAAAAAGCAUUGUCAAGCCGUUAAAAAGUUAGAUCUCUGGAGACUGCCAGAGAUUUUGGUUAUUCAUUUGAAGAGGUUCUCAUAUAGCCGGUUCUUGAAGAACAAGCUAGAGACAUAUGUCGACUUUCCCAUAGAUAAUUUUGAGCUGUCACCUUAUAUUGCCCUGAGAAAUGGUCAGUCAUGCAAUAGUUACAUGCUUUAUGCAGUUAGUAAUCACUAUGGAAGCAUGGGAGGUGGUCAUUAUACUGCAUUUGUCCAUCAAGGGGGUGACCAGUGGUACGAAUUAGAUGAUAGCCAUGUUUAUCCCAUCAGCCAGGAGAAGAUAAAGUCUUCUGCGGCUUAUGUUCUUUUCUACAGAAGAGUUGUAGAAGUAUAACAUGAGAGUUAUAAAUCAUUGAAACCCUAUUGGAGCAAGAUUUCUUUCAACAUUUUUGCCAUCAUAUCUUACAAGUAUCACUAGAGUAGCAUUCUUUUGUCUUUGCAUUGAUUAGUUUCAUUGAUAGAGUUUCCAGCAUGCAUGGAACAAAAUUGAGAUAUUAGCUUAGGGGAGGUGCUGAGGAUAAGUGUAACAUAGCCAACUGCAGAAAUGGGAGACAUGCUCAGGAGGAUAUUAUUAACCUCUGCAACAUCUCUUUAGCUUCAAGUGUAGAAAGUUUUUCCAAAGGGGAUUUACAUCCAACCCCUGUGAAAGUGUAUUUGUUGAUAUAUUUUUAUAUAGUUGAUGAUAGAGGAUAUGGAAUUUUUGGUUCU